GGUUUAAAAUUCAAUAUAAAAGAGUAAUAAAUUAUUAUUGACCAUUAUUCGUUUGAGUAACUGUUUUAUUUACAGUAGUCAUCGUAUUUCGUUAAUCUCAACUGCAUAUAGACAAUUAAUAUAGCUGUUAUAAUGACUGACAAAAAGAGUUUAUUGUACCUAUUCGAUCGACCCACUGAACCCAUUUUUGCCGGAAAAGGAAACGAAAAAUCUCCUCAGGAUGCUGGAAAAGUUUAUUUUGAAUUGCCGAAUGAAUAUUUGCCAACUCGCUACCAAAGCAUUUCGUCUGGUUUGGACACGAGGUUCCAAGAUCAAGACAGCAAACAUAAAGCAACGUAUAUACCAGUAACCAAACUGAGCAAACUGCCAGAUAUAUCGUUUGCCUUGGCUUUGAAAAGAGAUACAGCAUUUUGUUUAUUCAAUUCCUAUCACAACGAAAUAGCUGGAAAGUUAAUCGAGCUAUUGAUGAGUACAAAGAAUUUUGACGAACUUUUAUCCCUUAGUUUGUAUCUCCGGGACCGCAUCAAUUCAUAUUUGUUCAUUUAUGCAUUGUCCGUGGUUGUACUUCACAGACCCGACACUCGUAAUCUUGAACUACCGUCACACGCGCAAAUGUUUCCGGGAAUGUACGUGAACUCAACAAACUUUGGUCAAGCCAGACAAGAAUCUAAUUUGAUCCCAGCCGAGAAUAGGGUACCUAUUGAAAUACCUAACGACUUUUCGGCAAAUGAUUUGGACAUCGAAAAUAGGGUCAACUAUUUCCGUGAAGAUAUUGGAUUGAACCUUCAUCAUUGGCAUUGGCAUUUGGUGUACCCUUAUAGAGGACCAAGAAAUGUCGUUGCCAAAGACAGGCGUGGUGAACUAUUUUAUUACAUGCACCAGCAGAUGAUGGGCAGAUAUAACAUGGAACGAUUGUGUAAUGAUAUGGCACGAACAAAACGUUUGACAAACUGGUAUGAGCCAAUUGCCGAAGGUUAUUUCCCAAAAUUAGAUAAUUUACUGGCUAGCCGAACAUGGCCUUCCAGACCACCAAAUUCUAUACUGAGCAAUAUCAACAGGGAGGUUGAAAGACUUCAGUUUGACAUUGAAGAUUUAGAACGCUGGAGGGACCGUAUUUACAAAGCCAUUCACACUGGAACCAUAACCGACACUGCUGGACAAAAAAUUAGACUGACAGAGUUUGAAGGAAUAGAUAUACUUGGAGAUUUGGUCGAAGCAAGUAUUUUAAGCCGAAAUCCUAACUUAUACGGAAAUUUGCAUAAUUCUCUUCAUAACGCCAUUUCUUAUAUACACGAUCCUGACAGUAGAUAUUUGGAAGACUUCAAUGUAGUUGGAGAUCCUGCAACAGCUAUGCGAGAUCCGGUAUUUUAUCGUGUACACGCAUUCAUUGAUGACAUCUUCCAAGAGUUUAAAUCUACUUUACCAAGUUAUAAUGCUCAAACCUUGGGUUUUGAAAACGUACAAGUGCAGAGCGUAGAAGUGAACACCACUGGAGCACAGAGAAAUGUUUUUACGACGUUCUGGCAACAAAGUACAUUGGAUCUAUCAAGAGGUAUAGACUUUCUGCCACGUGGUCCUUUACUAGCUCGUGUUACUCAUUUGCAACACACGCCUUUCACGUACAAAAUUGUGGUUCAAAACAACGGAAAUCAGCGCAUGGGUACCGUUCGAUUAUUUAUGGCACCUAGAUACGAUGAACGUGGUCUGCCAAUAUUAUUCAACGAACAGAGGAAAUUAAUGGUAGAAUUGGACAAAUUUAGCGUACAGUUGCAAAGAGGAAGGAACGAAAUCAAUCGCCAAUCGAUAGAAUCAUCUGUUACCAUACCAUAUGAACAAACUUUCAGAAAUGUCGAUAUUAACAGGGCUGAAAAUAAUUCAUCUGCCGGUCAAGCUUUCAAUUUCUGUGGAUGUGGAUGGCCGCAACACAUGCUUAUCGCCAAGGGUAAUGCGGAAGGAUUCGCCUGUCAACUGUUCGUUAUGGUGUCAAAUGGUGCUAACGAUACGGUAGAGAACAGCGGAAAUACUCAAUCGUGUGAUAAUGCUGCAAGUUACUGUGGUAUUUUGAAUUCUCGUUACCCAGAUGCCAGGUCUAUGGGUUUCCCAUUUGACCGCGUUGGAAGGGAUGCUAUAGCUACUUUACAGCAGUUUUUAACUCCAAAUAUGGCCAUUCAAGACGUUCGCAUCUUUUUCACAAACCGCACACAAGUAAAUCAAUCUAACAGACCAGCCUCUCAAAAUCAAAAUCAAAAUCAAGGCAACAGAAGACCCCAACAAGGUGGAAGAAACUAAUAUGGAACAACAACGAUUAAUACGCUUUUGAUUGAUAUCGAUGGUAUUGAGUAUGUUACAUUAUUCCCAUGUUUCAAUUUAAUAAUAAUAUCUUAUUAAUUUUUUUUAAGUUAUACGAUUCAUAAAUAUUUUUAGCAACAUUAUAAUUUGAAAAUAAGUAAAUACCUUUAUAUUCACAAAAUAUUUUAAAAUAAAAAAGUUAUUUUUAAAGUUCUAAA
Molecule: messenger RNA, 2507 nt
Organism: Daktulosphaira vitifoliae (grape phylloxera)
Lineage: Eukaryota; Metazoa; Arthropoda; Insecta; Hemiptera; Phylloxeridae
Product: phenoloxidase 1-like
Exons: 13
Coding region: 133-2289 (718 amino acids)
Molecular function (GO): oxidoreductase activity
Source: RefSeq, a predicted model, not a curated record